CUCUUUUCUUUCCCAUAACGAAGGGGCUUAUACGAUACAAAACAUCCAGUUUUUCUAUUUCUUUUUUCUUUUCCCUUCAGUUUUCUGUUUUUCCGACAUGGGGUUUGAAGAUCCAGACAGGGUUUCAAGACAUAUAAAGAUAAGAGAAGUUUGGUCUCAUAAUUUAGAUUCGGAGUUCGAGUUGAUCAGUCAAGCAAUCGAUGAGUACCCUUUCAUCUCCAUGGACACCGAGUUUCCGGGUCUUGUUUUCAGACCCAAAGUGGAUCCAACCCGGCCUUACGGCGCCCAGUUCCGGCCGUCCGAUCAUUACAAGGUUCUCAAAUCCAACGUUGAUGCUUUGAACUUGAUCCAAGUGGGCCUCACCCUCACCGAUUCUUCAGGUAAUUUGCCCACCCUAGGAACCGACGACGUGCAGUUCAUCUGGGAAUUCAAUUUCCGCGACUUUGACGUUGACCGUGACGCUCACGCGCCUGAUUCCAUCGAGCUCUUGAGGAGGCAAGGGAUUGAUUUCGAGAAGAACAAGGAAAAGGGGAUUGACUCGUUACGGUUCGCUGAGUUGAUGAUGUCGUCUGGACUCGUUUGUAAUGAGUCGGUGAGUUGGGUGACUUUCCACAGCGCGUAUGAUUUUGGGUACCUGGUUAAGAUUCUCACGCGCCGGGACUUGCCCGGGGGCUUAGAUGAGUUUUUGAGGGUUCUCAGGGUGUUUUUCGGAAACAGAGUUUAUGAUGUGAAGCACAUGAUGAAAUUCUGUAAAAGCUUGUACGGUGGGUUGGACCGGGUCGCUAGGACCUUGGAUGUGAACCGGGCGGUUGGGAAAUGUCACCAAGCCGGGUCAGAUUCCUUGCUGACGUGGCACGCGUUUCAGAAAAUAAGGGACGUUUAUUUUGUGAACGAUGGCCCGGAAAAGCAUGCCGGUGUAUUGUAUGGAUUGGAAAUUCAUUAAUUAAUUUGUGUAUUACUUAAACAUAAUAAUUCUUUUAAAUUAAUUCAUGGAUUAAGUUGAGAAUUAA
This is a messenger RNA of Gossypium raimondii (Peruvian cotton), 1010 nucleotides long. RefSeq names its product probable CCR4-associated factor 1 homolog 9. Lineage: Eukaryota; Viridiplantae; Streptophyta; Magnoliopsida; Malvales; Malvaceae. The record is from RefSeq and is a predicted model, not a curated record. Gene Ontology annotation, cellular component: CCR4-NOT core complex; P-body; CCR4-NOT complex. Bases 98 to 943 code for a protein of 281 amino acids. The transcript has a single exon. Gene Ontology annotation, molecular function: nucleic acid binding; poly(A)-specific ribonuclease activity.